CGCAGCCCAGACCCGGACGACAAGCAGGCAUCCGCAUCUGCAUCCACCCCCUCCUUCAGACAAACGAGGCACUGCACAAGCCCCGCAAUGAGAGGACACAAUCUGAACGUCCAGGGAGUCAUUAUCUGCGAUGAGGAGACCGAGGUCUCCGAGACCAGGGACAUUGUUUUCCCCCACCAGUCCGAGGAUGUCUCGCAAAUCGCAGUCGACAUCGGAGGAAGCUUGGCCAAGGUCGUCUGGUUUUCGAAAAAGUCAGACUCGCCCGGAGGCCGCCUCAACUUUGUAAAGUUUGAGACUCAGCACAUCGACCAGUGUGUGGACUUUAUCCACGAUGUUCUCUACAACACCUACGCCGGCCAAGUCCCUGUCUCGCAGCGAGUUAUCAAAGCCACUGGCGGUGGUGCACACAAGUACUAUGAUCUAUUCCAGAAGCGACUCGGCGUUACUAUCCAGCGCGAAGACGAGAUGGAAUGCUUGAUCACAGGAUUGAACUUCCUCGUCCGCCAGGUUCCAUACGAAGUAUUCACGUAUGACGAGCGCCGUCCACAGCCCAUGGUCUUCGAGACGAACAUGGGCAGUCUCUUUCCGUACCUGCUUGUCAACAUCGGCUCAGGAGUCAGCAUCAUCAAGGUUACCAGCGACGAGACUUUUGAGCGCGUCAGCGGUACUUGCAUCGGCGGAGGAACCCUAUGGGGUCUGCUUUCUCUCAUGACCAAUGCUCAGACCUAUGACGAAAUGCUCGAGCUGUCCAAGAGCGGCGACAAUCGCAAUGUUGAUAUGCUAGUUGGCGACAUCUACGGCGGUGCCUACAACAACAUCGGGCUCAAGUCGACUACCAUCGCAUCUUCCUUUGGCAAGGUCUUCAAAGCGCCCCCUGAGGAGCGAAAGUCCAAGUUCCGCCACGAGGAUAUUUCGCGUUCGUUGCUGUAUCUUGUCAGCAACAACAUUGGCCAGAUCGCAUACCUCAACGCUCAGGCCCAUGGGAUCCAGAGAAUCUACUUCAGCGGCUUCUUCAUUCGCGGACAUCCCAUCACCAUGAACACACUGAGCUAUGCCAUCAACUUCUGGUCCAAGGGCAAGAUCAAGGCCCUCUUUUUGCGCCACGAGGGCUACCUCGGGGCAGUGGGUGCGUUCUUGCGCCACAUGCCCGGACGCCAGGCUCGCCUGGGAUCCUUCACCGAGAACUUUAGCCAUGUUGAGCAGCCCACCCAAGCGGCACUUGCCGCCGUCGGAACGCUGGAUAGCUACCCCACAGGGCUCACUGCCUUUCCUGCCCUCGAGGACAUCAACACGUACCAGCCAGACACGGUGACGCUCAACGAUCUGGAGUCACAGCAGUAUUGGAUCACCCUCCUGGAUCGCAACCUGGCCGAUUUGGUUGAGCUCGUCAUCGAAUGGGACAAUGUUGGCAAGGAGGAUGCCAAAGAGAGGGCCAGCAAGUUCGAGAAGAUGUACCGCGAGCAUCUGGAGCGGCUGACCAAAGAGCCCAACUCGUAUGGCGUCCUUACGAUCCGCAGUCUCCUGCAGCUUCGUGAGCAGUGCCUCCGGGAGAUGGGCUUCUACGACGUCUUUGCCGGCGUCAAGCGAGUUGAAAACGCUACAGCGCUCCGCGCUCUGCCCGACCUGCUGAAGGAGCUCGACAGUCUUGGAGACGAGACUUUGUUGCUGUCGCUGGUGCACAACGUUAUUGCCGGCAACAUGUAUGACUGGGGGGCUAAAUCGGUCCAUGGGAUGCUCAAGCGGGGAGAGCUUGAUUUCCAGACCGCCAAGUCCAAGGUCAAGUACAACGACAAGUUCUUCCAGUUCAAUGCUCUCAAGGACCAGCUCCUGCAGCAGCCUUACAAGAAAGCCAUCGUAUUUGUGGACAACAGCGGCGCCGACAUCAUUCUUGGCAUGAUUCCGUUUGCGCGCUUCCUGCUCUCGAAGGGCACCUCUGUCAUUUUGGCAGCAAACACCCUCCCGGCGGUUAACGAUAUCACCUCCAACGAGCUGCGCGAUAUCAUCGAGGCUGUGGCAUCCUUUGACCGCAUCAUCAGCGAGGCUUGGAACAACGAAGCUCUGCUCGUCGUUGGCAACGGCAACGGCUCGCCCUGUCUUGAUCUGGGCCAUAUCAACGAAAAGCUCGCGGUUGAAGCUGCUGGUUGCGACCUGGUUGUGCUCGAGGGAAUGGGAAGGGCAAUCCACACCAACUACCACGCAAAGUUCAAGGUCGACAGCUUGAAGAUUGGAGUGUUCAAGAACCCUUUCAUCGCCGAGCAUCUCGGUGCCUCGAUGUACGAUGCCCUGUGCGUGUUCACUCCCGCUGCCUGAAGUACCGCACAGCAUGACGCAGCAAUCCAAAGGACCGACCAACAUUGAUGCUUGCAGCGAUGAUUUGAGAGCCCAAAGCACUCGGGCGCUGGCCCAAAUCUCUCCGUUCAAUACAAACAAUCCACAGCACAC
Polychytrium aggregatum is the source of this 2442-nucleotide messenger RNA. Its product is annotated as fumble-domain-containing protein. Gene Ontology annotation, cellular component: cytosol; nucleus. The record is from RefSeq and is a predicted model, not a curated record. Gene Ontology annotation, molecular function: ATP binding; pantothenate kinase activity. Bases 88 to 2310 code for a protein of 740 amino acids. The transcript has 27 exons. Gene Ontology annotation, biological process: coenzyme A biosynthetic process. NCBI's taxonomy places the organism in Eukaryota, Fungi, Chytridiomycota, Chytridiomycetes, Polychytriales.